GCGGGUUAACUAAACACUGGCGGGCUUUGUGUUUGUAUGGAUUGUUAUAAUAGUGUGUUUAGUGGGAUUGUUUGUUUAUGGAGUGUACAGAAGUUUGAUAGCGAUGUCCAGUGAUACACGAAGAGAUUUGCUUCUCGGUAUAGAUAGUAUGAUUACCAAAUUACUCACUGCUAUUCGAUUUGAACGCAGGAUAUAUGAUAAUUCUUUUCAUGAAGUUGGAAGUUCACCUGAGAUUUCCGACGUAAAUAGCAAAGAAAAAAGAUCUCCAUCAACGACAUUUUGUAAAGCUACACAAACUGUACAAACAUUUCCAGUAUCUUCCGAUAUAUGUGAUCCACCAAAUAAUUUGAGGUUAAACAAAGACUUUGUCUCAAAGUAUGCAUCAUCCGGUUUUACUUCAUCUGGACAUCGAUCAUGUGGCUCAUCGAUAGCGCAUCGUUAUGAGGAAGAUAUCAACAAUCAUUUUACAAUAGUGUGUCCCCCACAUCCGAGCUUAUCAUGCUCAUGCAGUUGUAAACUAUAUCAGAAUAAGUAUUGUUCCACUCCUAAUUGUAGGAAUGCCGUCCUUUUCCAAUUUGUGCCUUCAUAUUUGAGUCAGAUCCUCCUUGUUCAUCAAUGUUGCCCAGAUAUGUGAAAGUUUCCACCUGUUCCAGAGCUUCUCCAUCCAAUGUGAUUGGCUUGGUGUUCCGUGUUGUAUUUGAGGAUUUUGGAUUUUCCCUUGUGUAUGUUGAGUACUUCUUCAGAGUCUGGUGCUACAUUGGUUGUAUUAACCUGAAUUUGUUGGUGCAUAUGGGAUAGAAGAGCUGGUUCAUAUGCGAAGUCCGAAUCGUCUAGUUGCAUCCAAGCUGUUUGUUGUAUUCUGGGCGAAGGCUCUUUGGUCUAGUUUUUACCGAAUCGUCAUCUGGACCGGCUACUAUAUUAAAUAAUUCAUUUGGUUAUUGUUAGGUGCAAUAAUAAUGAUCUUAGUCGAACCGGUUAUAUAACAACUCACUCUAACCAUAUUAUAUCAGCAGAUGUUAAAGAUUCUCGCAACGAACGUCGAACGUCUUCCACAAGUGGUUGUUCCACUGCUUGCUCUUGUCAAAGACAUACAUGCGGUUUCGCCACUCCAAAGUAUCCCUCUGAGUUGUUUCCUAAUAAAUCUGAUUGUUCUUGCUCUUGUCAUAUGCAUGUCUUAUCGAAACUCUCUUAAUGUUAUCUCAUAAAAUGCAUUUGUACAGAAAAACUAUGUAUUUUGUAAAUUUGUGCUAUUUUAUUUUUCCCUAACCUUGUUACCCCAUUUGCAAGUAAACUUGUUUUGUUGAAA
Molecule: messenger RNA, 1306 nt
Organism: Schistosoma haematobium
Lineage: Eukaryota; Metazoa; Platyhelminthes; Trematoda; Strigeidida; Schistosomatidae
Exons: 5
Coding region: 104-634 (176 amino acids)
Source: RefSeq, a predicted model, not a curated record